Nematostella vectensis (starlet sea anemone) is the source of this 1035-nucleotide messenger RNA. RefSeq lists its product as uncharacterized. The coding region runs from base 1 to 1035 and encodes 344 amino acids. Lineage: Eukaryota; Metazoa; Cnidaria; Anthozoa; Actiniaria; Edwardsiidae. The transcript has 2 exons. The record is from RefSeq and is a predicted model, not a curated record.
AUGGAAGGAAAACCAUACAAACCACCAUCCAUCAAAGUCAUGGUCAAUGGGACCAUGCAUGGAAGAAAAACCAUAACACUAGCAGUGUGUCUGCUUGACGACAUAGACGGGGCAUUGGACGACAUAGACAGGACAUUAGACGGCAUAGAUGGGACAUUGGAUGACAUAGACGGGACAUUGGACGACAUAGACAGGACAUUAGACGACAUAGACGGGACAUUGAACGACAUAGACGGGGCAUUGGACGAUAUAGACGGGAAAUUAGAAGACAUAGACGGGGCAUUGGACGAUAUAGACGGGGCAUUGGACGGUAUAGACAGGACAUUAGAGGACAUAGACGGGACAUUGAACGACAUAGACGGGACAUUGAACGACAUAGACGGGACAUUGGACGACAUAGACGGGACAUUGGACGACAUAGACGGGACAUUGGACGAAAUAGACGGGACAUUGGACGAAAUAGACGGGACAUUGGACGACAUAGACGGGACCUUGGACGAAAUAGACGGGACAUUGGACGAAAUAGACGGGACAUUGGACGACAUAGACGGGACAUUAGACGUCAUAGACCGGACAUUAGACGACAUAGACCGGACAUUGGACGACAUAGACCGGACAUUGGACGACAUAGACCGGACAUUGGACGACAUAGACGGGACAUCGAAGGACAUAGACGGAUCAUUUGAAGACAUAGAUGCGACAUCGAAGGACAUAGAUAGGACAUUGGAUGACAUAGAUGGGACAUUGGAUAACAUAGACGGGACAUUGGACGACACAGACGGGACAGAGGACGACAUAGACGGCGCAUUGAACGACAUAGACAGGACAUUGGAUGACAUAGACGGGACAUUGAACGACAUAGACGGGACAGAGGACGACAUAGACGGGACAUUGAACGACAUAGACGGGACAUUGGACGACACAGACGGGGCAUUGGACGACAUAGACGGGACAGAGGACGACAUAGACGGCGCAUUGAACGACAUAGACAGGACAUUGGAUGACAUAGACGGGACAGAUGACGACAUAGACUGA